AUGAGAUGGAGGAAUUCUACAUCGGAGAAGCAAUCUCCUUGUCCAACCGCCAGUCUAAGUUCUUCUGCGUACAUUACAAGCAUUUGGAGAUGUAUGACAAAAAUUUGGCAAUUGGCAUCUGUACCAAUCGAAAAAGGUUGAAGGAGAGCUUGGAAGAUGUAUCCCGGCAAUUUGUCAUGAGAACUCUGAAAGAAAUGCUCCGCAGGGAUUCCUUUGUUGCAGUUCGUGAUAUCGUGGAGAGGCUGCGGCUGAAGUUUGUCGGGAUACCGGAUAGCCACGAAAAGCUUGCCACUUUUUUGACCCGGGAAAUGGUGAUCUAGUAUGUGUAUGAACGAAGGAGCUUUCCUAGCCCUAAUGCUGAUGGGUUCUUAAUGUUUCACGGCAUCUUGGCCGAAAUUGUGAACAACCAUAAGCAUGGAAGAUCAUGGAAUGGCCAUUUCGAGAGAGAUGAUAUUGAAGUCUACAAUGGCAAGUUUUUCAAGAUCAUAAAGCCUGCUGUCUACAUCUUUGACCCAUCUCAAAUGUCCUUAGAGGUUGCAGGUUUCUUGAAAAAUGACUUUGGGGCUUGCAAGUUCCUGAUUGCUAAGUUCAACAGUGAUGGUCGCCUCCCUGUAUAUUUUAUUCAACUUGAAGAAGCUCUAACAGAAACACCAGUUGAGGAAUUUCUUCAUGCCUUUGACUCAGAUCUUUACGACAAGAUUCUACACCACCCAGGAAUUAAACACCCAUUUGUUCGUGCACAGUUUCUCUGUGGCACUUACCAAGCAUGCAGGGCACAUGAUAGGUAUGACCCUGAAGCUAAGUUCAAGGAGGUGUUGUACAACUUUAUUAUCCCUAGCUUCAGCCUGGCAGACGCAAUGAUCAAGUCAGGGAUAGAUAUCCUGGAGAAGGUUCUUUAUUUCCAGCAGGAACAAGUGUGGCGUGCUUUGGAUAAGGGUAGAGGGCCUGAAGUGAGAAUGCCUCUCCCCGGUAACAAAUUUCGUGCUUGGAACAACAAAGCUGCUUUCUUUCACUCCUUGCUCACCGACGACAUCAAUUAUGCUUCAAGUGAUGGUGGAACUUACAUUAGCAUCAAGAGGCAUCUCAUAGCACACGGCCCAGAUUACUCCAAGGAGGAGAAGGUGUUCAUAGAGAGGGGUACAUGGCAAGAUGAUGGGGUUGGAUACCUUGAGGUCCAGAGGGGCAGCAAGAGUCCCAGAAAGCAGAGGCUUGAUUCUAUCGAGGUCCUGGAGAUUAUGGGUGCAUUCAACUCAGAGGAUGCGUUGGCGGCAAUAAUUUCAGAGCUGUUGGAUAUGUCGGCCAUGACUGGAAAACUGAAGCCGGUCUGGGAGUUAUACAAGACCAGUGGGUUUGAGCCGUCAAGUCUAGAUGUGCAGAACUUGCUAGAGAUGCUGGGCCUUGGUGGAGAAGAGAAUGAAGAAGACGAUUGACAUUCAAUUGCAGCAGUCCAUGAAAACAUUUGGUGACUUGGAUCAUCUAGCCGUAGUGCCUGUAGGAGUUUAUGUAUGUUUGUUAACCGGUGAAACUAGCUAGCUAUUGUCUAUCGUCUGAUGUCUCUAAGAAGUUUGGAUUGUCCUUUAGUUGGGCAGUGGCCAUGGUAUGUUUUUGCUGUAGGCAGUAAUGGCUGUCAUCAAACUGCUAUCCAAACUGAUCUUGCGUUUUAACACACAUCUGAGGAGCUAUGUUUUGAACUGU
Messenger RNA from Triticum aestivum (bread wheat), 1695 nucleotides. RefSeq lists its product as uncharacterized. The record is from RefSeq and is a predicted model, not a curated record. The transcript is spliced from 4 exons. Lineage: Eukaryota; Viridiplantae; Streptophyta; Magnoliopsida; Poales; Poaceae. The coding region runs from base 372 to 1430 and encodes 352 amino acids.